Messenger RNA from Phasianus colchicus (ring-necked pheasant), 1349 nucleotides. The record is from RefSeq and is a predicted model, not a curated record. Lineage: Eukaryota; Metazoa; Chordata; Aves; Galliformes; Phasianidae.
AUGCAGACCGAGCGAGGGAAUUCAGAGAAAACCCUCACGGCGCUUCAUGGCGGAGAGCGGGAGUGGCGGGAACGCGUGGAGCCGCGCGGCGGCAGCUCGGAAGGCCGCGCCGCCCCAUCCGCGCCCCCCACCGCCCCAGGCGGCCGGCCGCGCAGCACGUGCUGCAAAGGGCCGCGCGGCCCCGGAGCGGCGGCGCUCAGCGCUCAGCCCGCAGCCGAGGCCCCUCCGGCCCCCGACGAGGACGCGGCGCUCCCCUCCGUCCUGCUGUUCCGAGCGCUGCCCGCAGAACAGCGAGCGGAAGGCGGGGCGUGGGGGCAGCAAACGCCGACGCGCGGCUGCGGGGGCGCCCGACGGCGAUGCCCGCCCGAAAGGACGGCGGGCCGGGGCCGCACCGCGGCCUGCAGGGACCGAAGGGUUACAGCCCGCCAGGCGGCGGGGCCCGCUCCCGCACGGCCUCCCUCUGCCCCACGAGGCCGGCACCCACCUGGGCCAUCCCCGGCGUCCCGGCCUCUCCUCUACGAGAGGUGGUGGUGGGAAGGCGAACUCGGCCGCCUCACGAAAGCCGCCCCCCGCUCCGAGCCGCCAUCGCCUCGGCCGCCAUCUUUAAACUCCUGCUCCGAGCGGCUCCGCGGGGCGGGACUCUCCCCUCCGCCAGCCAAUGGCGUCUCACGUCUCAUGCGUCUCGAAUUUGAAAUCCUGGUUGCCAUUGACAGAUUCGCGAGCACGUUAAAUAGUUCGGCCAAUAACGACGCAAGAAGCACACGCCCUUACGAAGCCCGACCAAUGAAAGGGGACAGGGGGCGGGACCGAGGCGGCGGGAGGGCGCGGCCGGCCGUGACGGGAGCGGGGCCCGGCCGGGUUCCUUUGUCCGCAGCCGGGAGGAGCCGCGCGGCGCCGCUGCGCCGUCAUCGCUUUAUGCGACCGGGGCGGGAAGCGGCGCCGGCAGCACCGAGCCGUGCUGGAGGGGCUCCGGGCCGGGCUGCAGGGGGCCGCAGCCGCGAAGCCUCCCAGCUCCGUUCACAGCUCCCACAGCGCGGGGCGUCUCACGCUUUGUGCCCCCGCUGUGCGGGAGGGAGGAAGUUUGCGCGUCAGGACAAACAAUUGCUGCCAGCGCAAAACACCGAAGAGUCAAUAAUGGAAAUCACCGCUGGCUUCCUAAGAAGUGAACGGGCUGCACCCGUUGCGGUAAGAAUGAGGCGGAGUCGAUGCUCCGCGCUCUCAGUGAGCAUCAAAACCGCAGCACACAGCCUUCUCUAGUCCAAGUAACACUCCAACUGCAGCUACAUAAAUUGGAAGCCUGCAACAGCUCUCAAACACAAACUUAAAUAUAGUGCAAUUAAAAAUGUAAU